AUGUUUUCUCCAGAGAACUACCUCAAGGAGCUGCCUCAAUAACAAUAAUUUAAAAAAAAAUCAGGAGUUCGCGUGUUUUACAGUCAUAGCGCUGCAUAGAAGAGGAAUUGAACCAUGACGAAAGAGGAGGUUAAAGGAGCUAACGAGGCGGAGCAGCAGGCCCAGUCGAAGAAAGCACUGAAGAAACAGCAGAAGGAAGCAGAGAAAGCAGCCAAGAAAGCCGAGAAGCAGGCAAAGCUGGCAGCAGAGCAGCAGAGCACUGAGGAGGAUGAUUUUGCUAAGGACCGCUACGGUGUCUCUCCCAUGGUUCAGUCCCAGCAAAAACUGGACAGGGUGUUGGUCCGCAUCCAGGAGCUGACACCCAAGAAGGCUGACCAGCUGAUCUGGGUCCGUGCCAGAAUUCACACCAGCAGAGCUAAAGGAAAGCAGUGUUUUUUGGUCCUGCGUCAACAACAGUUUAACGUCCAGGCCCUUGUCGCCGUUGGAGACUGUGCGAGCAAGCAGAUGGUCAAGUUUGCCGCCAACAUCACCAAGGAAAGCAUUGUGGAUGUGGAGGCCAUGGUGAGGACCGUGGAUCAGAAGAUAGAGAGCUGCUCUCAGCAGGACGUGGAGCUGCAUGUCGAGAGGAUCUUUGUGAUCAGCCAGGCCGAACCAAGGCUUCCUCUGCAGCUGGAAGAUGCUGUAAGACCAGAGGGAGAGGGAGAUGAGCAGGAUGGCAGAGCCACAGUAAAUCAAGACACCAAGCUGGACAACCGAGUCAUAGAUCUCAGAACCACAACAAGCCAGGCUAUCUUCCGCCUGCAGUCUGGAGUGUGCCAGCUCUUCAGAGACACCCUCACCAAUAAGGGCUUUGUGGAGAUCCAGACCCCUAAGAUCAUCUCAGCUGCCAGUGAGGGUGGAGCAAACGUGUUCACUGUCUCCUACUUCAAAACCAGCGCCUACCUGGCCCAGUCUCCACAGCUCUACAAGCAGAUGUGCAUCUGCGCUGACUUUGACAAGGUGUUCUGUGUGGGACCAGUGUUCAGAGCAGAGGAUUCAAAUACUCAUCGUCACCUGACAGAGUUUGUGGGUCUGGAUAUUGAGAUGGCUUUCAACUAUCAUUACCACGAGGUCAUUGAUUCCAUCACCGACACCAUGGUCCAGAUCUUUAAAGGACUGAGAGACCGGUUCCAGACGGAGAUUCAGACGGUGAACAAGCAGUUCCCCAGUGAGCCCUUUAAGUUUCUGGAGCCCACACUGAGGCUGGAGUAUAAGGAGGGUGUAGCCAUGCUGAGGGCUGCUGGGGUGGAGAUGGGUGACGAGGAUGACCUGAGCACACCUAAUGAAAAACUGCUUGGUCGUCUUGUGAAGGAGAAGUAUGACACUGACUUCUAUGUGCUGGACAAAUACCCCUUGUCAGUGCGACCAUUCUACACCAUGCCAGACCCUAACAACCCUAAAUACUCAAACUCCUAUGACAUGUUUAUGAGAGGGGAGGAAAUUCUGUCUGGUGCUCAGAGAAUCCACGAUGCCCAGCUGCUGACUGAGAGAGCACAGCAUCACAAUAUUGAUCUGGAGAAGAUCAAAUCUUACAUCGACUCUUUCCGAUACGGUGCACCUCCUCACGCUGGUGGUGGCAUAGGUUUGGAGAGAGUGACCAUGCUGUACCUGGGUCUCCACAAUGUACGUCAGACAUCAAUGUUCCCCCGCGACCCCAAACGCCUGACUCCUUGAGUGCUCUCUGGAGUCUGACCACAUCAGAGAUCCUGUCCUGGAAAAGUAAUGGAAAAUCUCGAACAAGCAUCCAGUCAGGGAACAGAUGUGCCAGGAUACUGAAGUGCCACCAUCCAUAACUAACCUAACCAUGCCAUGUUUUUAACCCCGCAUACUAUACUGUAUGGUACUGACAAGUCUGCAAAGUUGUUAGGGAAUUAAAGAAAGUAUUGUAGUAGAUCAGUCUUAAGGGAAUCAAUAUCAGAAGAGUAAUACAGGUUGAGAAAAAUACUGAAUUAGUAGCAUGGAGUAGAAGGGAAACCUCUGUGUUAGCAAAAGUGUUCUGUAUGUCUCUUUUUCUACUUACUCGACUUUGCUACUUGACACACUACAUGGGUAUGACUUUACUGAACGACCGAGCUCCAGUGGCACAAAGUACUUGUUAUAGAUGUUUUUAAAAAUUAAUUGGAAGAUUAUAUAAUUAAAGCUAUUUCAAAAAGUGAAA
Messenger RNA from Chanos chanos (milkfish), 2197 nucleotides. It is a transcript of the gene dars1, whose product is annotated as aspartyl-tRNA synthetase 1. Gene Ontology annotation, cellular component: cytoplasm; cytosol; aminoacyl-tRNA synthetase multienzyme complex. The transcript is spliced from 18 exons. Gene Ontology annotation, biological process: aspartyl-tRNA aminoacylation. The record is from RefSeq and is a predicted model, not a curated record. The coding region runs from base 115 to 1713 and encodes 532 amino acids. Lineage: Eukaryota; Metazoa; Chordata; Actinopteri; Gonorynchiformes; Chanidae. Gene Ontology annotation, molecular function: aspartate-tRNA ligase activity; RNA binding; ATP binding.